Messenger RNA from Ailuropoda melanoleuca (giant panda), 948 nucleotides. It is a transcript of the gene OR11A1, whose product is annotated as olfactory receptor family 11 subfamily A member 1. The record is from RefSeq and is a predicted model, not a curated record. Lineage: Eukaryota; Metazoa; Chordata; Mammalia; Carnivora; Ursidae. The transcript has a single exon. Gene Ontology annotation, biological process: G protein-coupled receptor signaling pathway. Bases 1 to 948 code for a protein of 315 amino acids. Gene Ontology annotation, cellular component: membrane. Gene Ontology annotation, molecular function: G protein-coupled receptor activity; olfactory receptor activity.
AUGGAAGCGGUCACUCUAGAAAACCAAACUAUUACAGAAUUUGUCCUCCUUGGUUUCCAUGACGUAGCUGAGCUGCAUCUCCUUUUCUUUAUCGUGUUCACUGUCAUCUAUGUCUCCACUGUCGCGGGGAAUGUGCUAAUCGUUGUGGCGGUGGUUAGCUCACAGAGGCUCCACACACCCAUGUAUUUCUUCCUGGCUAACCUGUCCUUCCUGGAGAUCCUCUACACCUCCACAGUGGUCCCAAAAAUGCUGCAGGGCUUCUUGCAGGAGGCAGCCAUCUCUGUGGCCGGAUGCCUGCUCCAGUUCUUUAUCUUCGGCUCUCUAGCCACGGCUGAAUGCUUCAUGCUGGCCAUCAUGGCCUAUGAUCGCUACCUGGCAAUCUGCUAUCCACUCCGCUACCCUCUCCUGAUGGGGCCCAGAGGAUGCUUGGGGCUGGUGCUCGUUGCUUGGCUCUCUGGCUUCAUGGUAGAUGGACUGGUUGUAGCCCUAAUGGGCCAAUUGACGUUCUGUGGCCCCAGCUACAUUGAUCACUUCUACUGUGACUUCACGCCUUUGAUGGGCCUGGUCUGCUCGGAUCCCCAUGUCACCCAGAUGACAACAUUCAUUCUCUCUGUGGUCUGCCUCACUGUCCCCUUUGGACUGAUUCUGACAUCCUAUGCCCGGAUCGUUGUAGUUGUGCUAAGAGUCCCUGUGGGGGCCCAGAGGCGAAAGGCUUUCUCCACCUGCUCCUCCCACCUGGCAGUAGUGUCCACCUUCUAUGGAACUCUCAUGGUCUUGUACAUUGCACCCUCUGCUGUCCACUCCCAGCUCCUCUCCAAGGUCUUUGCCCUGCUCUACACUGUGGUCACCCCUCUUCUCAAUCCUGUGAUUUACACCCUGAGGAAUAAGGAGGUUCAUUAUGCAUUGUGGAGGCUUCUGUAUAUUAAGCACACUGAAACACGUGAUUGA